This is a messenger RNA of Cyprinodon tularosa, 4286 nucleotides long. Its product is annotated as sodium-dependent neutral amino acid transporter SLC6A17-like. Lineage: Eukaryota; Metazoa; Chordata; Actinopteri; Cyprinodontiformes; Cyprinodontidae. The transcript is spliced from 11 exons. Gene Ontology annotation, biological process: L-leucine transport; proline transport; alanine transport. The record is from RefSeq and is a predicted model, not a curated record. Gene Ontology annotation, cellular component: synaptic vesicle; plasma membrane. Bases 1 to 2229 code for a protein of 742 amino acids.
AUGCCUAAGAACAGCAAGGUGAUACAGCGUGAGCAGAGCCAUGAACAUGUCACAGAGUCUGUGGCUGACCUGCUCGCCCACGAGGAGCCUCUUGAUUAUAAGAGCAGCUCCCUGAAUGUGGGAGCAGCUGUGGGAAAGAAGGUCCCUGGGAUAGAAGUGCCUGAGAAUGAUGGCCGGCCAGCGUGGAACAGCAAGCUGCAGUACAUCCUGGCCCAGGUGGGCUUCUCUGUGGGCCUCGGAAAUGUCUGGCGCUUCCCAUACCUUUGCCAAAAGAACGGAGGAGGUGCAUAUUUGGUUCCUUAUUUCAUCCUCCUCCUCAUCAUCGGUAUCCCGCUCUUCUUCCUGGAGCUGGCUGUGGGUCAGAAGAUCAGACGUGGGAGUAUCGGAGUUUGGAAUUACGUCUGUCCCCGGCUGGGUGGAAUAGGGAUGUCAAGUCUGAUGGUAUGUGGCUUUGUGGGUCUCUACUACAACGUCAUCAUUGGUUGGAGUAUCUUCUACUUUUUCCAGUCCUUCCAGUAUCCUCUGCCAUGGAGUGACUGUCCAAUUAGAAAGAAUGGGACAAUUGCCAUUGUGGAGCCAGAGUGCGAUAAAAGCUCUGCAACAACAUAUUUCUGGUACCGGCAGACUCUGAACACAACCAGCACCAUUGCAGAGAGUGGUGGUCUCAACAUCAAAAUGACCUUAUCUCUGCUAGUGGCCUGGAUAAUUGUCUGCCUUGCUGUCAUUAAAGGGAUUGCCUCAUCUGGGAAGGUGAUGUACUUCAGCUCCCUUUUCCCUUACGUGGUGCUCGUAUGCUUCCUGGUCAGAGGUUUAAUGCUGAAAGGAUCGGUCGACGGGAUCGCUCAUAUGUUUACUCCAAAGCUGGAGAAGAUGCUAGAGCCGCAGGUUUGGAGGGAAGCAGCCACUCAAGUCUUCUUCGCUCUGGGUCUGGGUUUUGGAGGCGUCAUUGCAUUCUCCAGUUACAACAAAAUAGACAACAACUGCCACUUUGACGCCGUCCUCGUAUCCGUCAUAAAUUUUUUAACUUCAAUUUUGGCAACGCUGGUGGUGUUUGCUGUGCUGGGCUUCAAGGCCAACAUCAUGAAUGAAAAGUGUGUUGUUGAAAAUGGAGAAAAGAUCCUUGGAUACCUCAACUCCAACGUCUUGAGUCACGAUCUCAUCCCUCCUCAUGUGAACUUCUCCCAUCUCACCCCAUCAGACUACGCUGAGGUGUACAGUGUUAUCAAGACAGUAAAAGAGGACAGCUUUGGCCAGUUGGGUCUGGAGCCCUGUGUCCUGGAGGAUGAACUCAAUAAGGCAGUUCAGGGCACUGGCCUGGCCUUCAUCGCCUUCACAGAGGCCAUGACCCAUUUCCCAGCAUCCCCAUUCUGGUCUGUAAUGUUCUUUUUCAUGCUAAUCAAUCUUGGCUUGGGCAGCAUGAUUGGCACCAUGACUGGCAUCACCACACCCGUCCUUGACGCCUACAAAGUUCAGAAAGAGCUUUUGACAGUGUGCUGCUGCAUCGUGGCCUUCCUAUGUGGGCUUUUAUUUGUUCAACGUUCAGGAAACUAUUUUGUCACAAUGUUUGACGAUUACUCUGCUGGUCUUCCCCUAACUGUGGUAGUGAUCCUGGAAAAUGUCUCGGUUGCUUGGAUAUAUGGCACUAAAAGGUUCAUGCAAGACCUGGAGGACAUGUUGGGUUUUCGACCAUCUAUAAUGUAUUUCUAUAUGUGGAAGUAUGUCUCCCCUAUUUGUCUCAUCGUUCUCAUCUCAACCACUGUCAUAGAGAUGGCCAUCAGCCCACCGGGAUACAAUGCAUGGGUUCAAGAGCUGGCACAGGAACGCUUCCAAAGCUACCCUCUCUGGGCUCUUGCCAUGUGCUUCGCUCUCAUCGUAGUGGCCAUGCUUCCUCUCCCAAUAGUCUUCAUCCUGCGCCACUUCAACUUGAUGUCAGACGGCUCCAACAAGCUGUCCGUCUCCUACCGUAAAACCAUGAUGAAAGACAUCUCCAACCUAGAGGAGCAGGAUGAGGCUAGAUUCAUCCUCGGUGCCAAGCCAGGUGAUGCUCCAUUGUCGGGUGUAGCCCGCAAACCCUACGUUACCCCGGCAGGGAACAAAUCGUUGGAUCCUAACUGUCUGUCUCCAAAUGUCUGCUAUGGUACAAGCUACCAGAAUCCAGCAAUAAGCCCCACCACACCCACAACACCAACGACACCUCUGACACCUCUGACACCAGAGUCAGACUCUUAACCUUUCUCUUAUCAACAUGAAGUCCUCCACCAGUUCAGCUUUAAGCCUUUAUCCCGUUGAUAUUACAAAAACAUAUAAGGGUAACUAGAUUUUUCAAUGUUGUAUACAUACACAGGGUAAAACAAACCUAUCAAAAGCCCAACAUGAAGUAUACAUGAAAACAAAAAUCAUCUAGUAAUAUUGUAAUUAGUUUUAUGGAGGUGGUUCUGAUGUUCGUAUAAGGCUGCUCCAGGGACACACAAGACUGUUUCAAUCAGACCCAUGGUUAACCCCCUGCAGGACUUUAUGUAGCUAUCUUUGUUUAGUCUGUAAAUAUUACUGUACAGUGUAGUAAUACAAUCCUGUAGAUUUUACAACCUGGAGAUUUAAGAUUCCUGUUUAAAUUCUCAGUCAUCCCGGGUAAUGGCAGGCUUAAAUUGGAAGGCAACUGGACUUUAACUCAGUUUAUGAAGACACCUAUCCAGGAGUCUUUGUCUAUUCUUUUGGCUCACACCAAAGGAAUAUCUAGUUGGAGCGCUGAUGUAUUUAAGCAGCAUGGUGGUCCAUCCCCCUGCGCACAUUCCAAGUCAGAUGCAAAUCUAUUAACCACCCCUUGUUCUUCUGGAUUAUUUGAGCUUUUUGUUGUGCACUGGCUCUGUGAUUGGUCUUUUGAAUCAUGACUGGAGUGCUUAUAUAAUUUCUUUGAGACCAGUUCAAUGACUGAAUUGUAAAUGUUUGGAAGCUAAAACGCCUCUGUUCAGUGAUGGCUUUUCUCUUUUGAUAAAGAUGGCUUCCAGGACCCCCCUUUCAAACCAUCUGUCCUCUCUGUCCAAAGCCUAAACACUUUGGUCUUCAAAGGUGUGUCCUUUGUUCUUUAGGUGAAGGUGUACAGCUGAAUAUUGCCCAGAGCUGCUGGCUCUCCUAUGCUUUAUCAUUGUGUAGUUGUUGUUUGGUUUCUCCAAUAUAAGAGGCUGCACAGUCCAUACUGCACUGGAUCUCAUACACAACGCUGCUCAGCUUAGGUUUGGGUGUUUUGUCUUUAGGAUGAACCGGUUUUUGUCUGAGUGAAACUCACCAGUAUGUUUUGUUUCUAAAAAAAUGUUUUUGUUGAUUUAACAGAAGCCCAGUUUGGAUAACCACGUGCUUCCAGUGAUUCCCUAACACGUUUUUGUUCCUUUCAUUUCUCCUCUCUAAUUGAGGGAAUUUUGUCAACCCACUAACUCAGAGUUCUGAUUACAGAAAGUUUAUGUUCCAGUGGGUGAUGUGAGUCAAAAUGAAGGUAUUGGUCUGUAUGUGUAGGUUUCCGGUAGACAUCAGUAUUAAGACUUCCACUGUCCUCAAUAUUCACAGCACAGUCCAGAAAGGGCAACAUUUUAUUCUUGCAUCCUCUCUAGUGAACUUGAUAUUUCUGUCGACUGAGUUGAUGUGAUUGGAAAAUGAAUUUAACAGGAGAUUUAAGGAAGUAUUUUAUUCUCCAUCAAACUCAUGUUAAAUGUUCUGCAGAAGGGGAACAUUUUGGUUUCUAUACCAAAGAGUAAAAACAUUUAAAAAAAACUUGAAUUUAAGUAAAGAAUGUGAGACUUGAUGUGUUGGGUUGGAUUAAAACAGUAAUGUUUGUUCAUUUUAUUUCAAAAUCAUCCAACUGAAACAAAGGCUUAUUUUUAUUAUGUGUGAUGGAAGGCACAGUCUGCUCAGGCUAAUAUGGAGCCAGUCUGAGUUCUAGUUUGUUUUAUUGAUGCUACAAAAGCACAAAAGCGUAUUUCUACAAUUCAUGUGCACAAUUCUCUGAUUCCAACUGUUUUAUUAUUAUGAACUCAGGGCUCAGGAUUUACCUUUAUUAUCCAAAACAAUACUCUAAAAGAUGUGUAAUGAGUCGAAAAUGAAUUAAACCUUUGCUGUAGCAUCUUGAUUUCACUCCCUUGUCUUUUUUCCCUACUAAAUAAAUGUGAAAAAUAAGCACACUUAUUUAGUGGUGAAAAAAAGUGCCUGUCAGAAAAUAUAUUUUGAAGAUUUAAAAAAUUAGGCCACACUGGAUUGUUUUGGUACUAGUGGCCUUUAUUUAAAUUUUUAUUUAUUUA